UGUUCGCUAUUCGCUACCUGGCGAGUUUAGUUUUUAGGCCUGUGGCUACGGUACUGGUACCUGGAAGGUUAUUUUGGUCUCAUUGCGUUUUAUUACAACUACUGGCGUAGAAUUUACUCGAUACCAGUGCGCCUGUGCUUUGCUAAAGGCAGCAGUAUCAAGAGGGAGUCGUUGGAUACAAUGGGUACAGAAGGGUGUGCGAUAGGUGUAGUAGUGGUAGUGGUAGUGUUGUAGAUGGUAGGACCGUUUUGCGACGAUGGGACUGGAUUUAUGUGGCCACGCCUCAGAUUGCCACCGCCCAUAGGGGCGCGUUUCUUUAACCUCCACCGGCUAAUCCGGAUGAGGCGGUAGAGUUUCUGCACGUUUCAUUUACCUCCACCGAAUAAGGCGGUGGAGCUCCACCAACUCAACCACCCUCUCGCUGGUGGAGGUUCGGUACAGGUAGGUCACUGCGCAUGCUCACUACUUGACAGAAUGGCAGGAAGAGGACGGAUUUUCAAUGUAGGAUCUCCAACAGAGUGCAAUCUUGUCAGAACGCUUACAGGAGAUCGUUCCACUCCUUUGCUGUGGGCACCAAGUGGAUUGGCUAGGGAGGAGCCCCCUGUUCGUACGGAUGUCGUCAUGACACGCUUUUGUGAACCGUCUGCAGCUGUAGCUAUCUUCUGUAACAGCGAACAACAAAUUCAGAGGACUCCGGGACCUAAAGAGGCUGAGGGGAGACGUUCCAGUCUAACCCUACAUACUGAUUCGUCUUGUUCGUCUGCUGAUAGAAGCAGAUCAUCCACACCUGUAACUACCAGCAUUGCAGCUACUACUAGUGUCCAUCAGUGGGGUAAAACGGAAACCUUGCUUCUUCUCAGUCUCUACGUGGUCCACAAAGAAGAAUUGACAGACAAGAAGACGAAGAAACGGUGUGUGUGGAAGAAGAUUGCAGAAGAACUGACAAGGAAGGGAUAUUGCGUAACUGGUUUGCAGUGUGAGAAUCGGUGGAAAACGCUGAAGGCAUUGUUCCGCCGCGCAAUAGAUCACAACAAGAAAACAGGGCGGGAACCACGUACUUGUGAUUUCUUUGAAGAACUUAAAGCGACACUGUCAAGAUUUGAGCGCACAAGUGCGCAUGCUUGUGCGCUCUAGGCGUGUCACACUACGCGCGCAAACCUACAUCGGGACUCCUAGGACAGCGUAAUGGCGUUUCGUGACUAUAGAACGCGUAUUAGUGCAUCAGACACGUCUGCUGACGAAGGAGCAGUGGUUA
Messenger RNA from Corticium candelabrum, 1255 nucleotides. RefSeq lists its product as uncharacterized. The coding region runs from base 475 to 1134 and encodes 219 amino acids. NCBI's taxonomy places the organism in Eukaryota, Metazoa, Porifera, Homoscleromorpha, Homosclerophorida, Plakinidae. The transcript has 2 exons. The record is from RefSeq and is a predicted model, not a curated record.